Messenger RNA from Chlorocebus sabaeus (green monkey), 1591 nucleotides. Lineage: Eukaryota; Metazoa; Chordata; Mammalia; Primates; Cercopithecidae. The record is from RefSeq and is a predicted model, not a curated record.
CGGAGUUUCACCACGUUGGCCAGGCUGGUUUCGAACUCCUGACCUCAGGUGAUCUGUCUGCCUCGACCUCCCAGCACUUUGGUGAUCACUCAGGCGAUCCGCCUGCCUCGACCUCCCAAGGUACUGGGAUUACAGAUGUAGCCACCGCACCCGGCCUUUCCUCAGCUUUUUUGUUUGCACAUGUGUGUGCGCGCGCGCCAGGACACAAGGUAAAAUGUAUUAAUGUUAGAAAAGUCACUGCACUGAGUAAAGGCAUGGCCACAAAAAUUAGGGACAUCUAUCUAGUAGGCACAGGCGCAGACACGGUGGGGGGCAGUGGGUAGUGGGCAGUGGAGGAGCAGUUCAGAUGCUGAGUUUGUUGUGAGUUUGGCCAGUGGUCUAGUUAAUCACAUUACAUAUAUCCCUUUCUACCUUUUCCCUCUUUCUUGCUUGUUAGUACUUCAGUUCAUGUUACUGGUUAAACAUUUCCUACAAAUGUAAAUGCAUGAUCUCAUUUGACCUGAUAUUAAGUCAGUAUUAAGUUAUUGUCAGGGCCGAGUUUAUCAUACCUUAAAUCUGUCUUUGAAGCAGGAAAGUUAAGAUGUUGCUCUUUAGGAUGGACCUGGGCAUACCCUAGUGUCUGUAUAUUUUGCUAUUUCUGUCUUCUGUGCUGCACCAUCUACGUAAUGAAUCCCAGUAUGAAGCAGAAACAAGAAGAAAUCAAAGAGAAUGUAAAGAAUAGUUCUAUCCAAAGAAGAACUCUGAAGAUGAUUCAGCCUUCUGCAUCUGGAUCUCUUGUUGGAAGAGAAAAUGAGCUGUCCACAGGCUUGUCCAAAAGGAAACAUCGGAAUGACCAGUUAACAUCUACAACUUCCAGCCCUGGGGUUAUUGUCCCAGAAUCUAGUGAAAAUAAAAAUCUUGGAGGAGUCAGCCAGGAGUCAUUUGAUCUUAUGAUUAAAGAAAAUCCAUCCUCUCAAUAUUGGAAAGAAGUGGCAGAAAAACGGAGGAAGGCGCUGUAUGAAGCACUUAAGGAAAAUGAGAAACUUCAUAAAGAAAUCGAACAAAAGGACAAUGAAAUUGCCCGCCUGAAAAAGGAGAAUAAAGAAUUGGCAGAAGUAGCAGAACAUGUACAGUAUAUGGCAGAGCUAAUAGAGAGACUGAAUGGUGAACCUCUGGAUAAAUUUGAAUCACUGGAUAAUCAGGAAUUUGAUUCUCAAGAAGAUACUGUUGAGGAUUCUGUAGGGGAAGACUCAGAAAUUGGCACAUGUGCUGAAGGAAUUGUAUCUUCCUCUACGGAUGCAAAGCCAUGUAUAUGAAAUGCAUUAAUAUUUGACUGUUGAGAAUUUUACUGCCAAAGUUUACCUCCACUAGUUCUUUGUAGCAGAGUACGUAACUACAUAAUGCCAAUUCUGGAAUCAAGCUUCCUUGUUUGAAUCCUGGGACCCUAUUGUAUUAAAGUACAAAUACUAUGUAUUUUUAAACUAUGAUGGUUUAUGUAAAUAGGAUUUUCUCAGUUGUCAGCCAUGACUUAUGUAUAUUACUAAAUAAACUUCAAACUCCUGUUGAACAUUGUGUAUAACUUAGAAUAAUGAAGUAUAAGGAGUAUGUGUAG